UUUUGUUUUAUCGUUUUGCAUGUCAUUGUUUCAAUUCAUGUCUUAAUUUGUUGUCGUUUUCGGGUUUUUUUUCUAGUAAUGUAAGUAUUGUUUAUCAUUUUGAAUUGGUACUGAAAAGGCACUUUACUAUUGAUGUUGGAUAAAGAGAAACUGUGAGAAAGGAAGACAGAGGAAAAUGAUGAUUAAAGUCGCAAAAGUGCGUUGUAAACACCCAAAUUGCUCACUCCUGUUGAUCAUCUAAUCAUUUUUCGUCCCCUAACCAUCAAUGGGAUGAAAAAAUUAAUCAAAUCAAAGGCUGGUUAUGCAGAAGAAAAGAAAGAAGAUGUUAUCUCAUUCCUUUCCAUUUCCCCCCUUUUCUUGCUUAUCAAUUACCAAUGGAUACUAGGCCUGAUCAAUAACGAUCAUUAUGGUUCUCAUCAUCUCUCAUCAACUCCUCCUAAGAUCCUGUCCGGUAGCGGAAUUUUCUCUUAGAAUGCCUAUUGACUCCAAACCAUUGACUUAUAACAAUCAGCAAUCACCACAGUCGCCAAACACAGCAGUUUCAAUCAGUACAAUAACAGUCUCACCAAACCAACCAACUGUCAACUCAGAUAUGCCUUCAACCAACCUAACAUCAUCAACCUCAACCAUCUCCAAAGAAAUGAUCCUCGACCAUGGAACCUGUGAACCAGUCGAUGAAGAGCCUUUAUACACUGGUAAAGUUUUACAAUUAACUCGAUUCCAUUACCGUGAUGGUGCCGGCAAAGACAGGUAUUGGGAAGGUGUUGAUAAGGUGAAAAAGUUUAAAAAUGCCUACAAAGCUGGUACAGAAAAUUCAACUGGUUUGGUUACCAUUGCCAUACUUUGUAGACGAGUUAUGUGUGACUGCCUUAUCCUGGUUAAACAAUUUCGAGCUCAGUUAAAAUCAUAUACUCUUGAAUUUCCAGCUACAGUAAUGGAUAUAAAUGGUGAUCCCGAGGAAACUGCACAUAAAGAAAUUGAAGACGAUACUGGAUACACAUCAACAGCAAUCAAGAUCAUUUCUCCUCCAACAUCAGUUGAUCCUGUUGUAUCAUCUGCUAAAGUAAGCUUAGUUUCAGUGAUGAUUGAUGGUGACGAUCCAUUACAGAAUCCUUCUCCUAAGAACUCUGAAUUUGAAAAUGAACACGCAAAUUCAGCUCAUGGAAGAAUUGUUGAAGUACUUCAAGUUCCUGUCAAUGGUUUGCUUGAUCGAUUAGCCAAGUUUGCUGAAGAAGGUGUAAUAGUUGAUUCUUUGGUUUAUUCAUUUGCGAUUGGCUUAAAGCAUGGUGAACGCAAUACAAUGACCAUGGCCAAACCUCGUCCAGCUGAGACUUAACCGAUCGGCUAAAGAAAUCAAUCAAACAACGAUCUCAGAGUGUUUUUUUCAUCCAUGAAUAAAACAAAUUCACUUGACUAUCAAGUCUUUUGAAAUGUGAUAAAGUGUUUAUUUACAAUACCGUUGAUUAUGUUCUAAAUGGUACCUUUUAAUGCAAAUUAUUAUCACAUUUCACACUGUUAACAGAAAAAUAUUUUAUCAGCAACUUUUACUAAAUUACUUGACUAAUUAUUACCAAUCCUUUGUACCUUAAACUGAUGAAUUAAAUUCUAUCAUCUAAAAUGUA
This is a messenger RNA of Tetranychus urticae (two-spotted spider mite), 1622 nucleotides long. Its product is annotated as ADP-sugar pyrophosphatase. Gene Ontology annotation, biological process: ribose phosphate metabolic process; nucleoside phosphate metabolic process. Gene Ontology annotation, molecular function: ADP-ribose diphosphatase activity. The record is from RefSeq and is a predicted model, not a curated record. NCBI's taxonomy places the organism in Eukaryota, Metazoa, Arthropoda, Arachnida, Trombidiformes, Tetranychidae. Gene Ontology annotation, cellular component: nucleus.